UCUUCGAAAAAAAGUGUAGUGAUAGUGAUAGUCGUGUUAAAUUUAGCACUGUGAGCCUUGUUGGAAAACCCAAAAAAGAUGAUAACGAAGUUGCCGAAUACUUGGGUUUUCCCAUUUUUGUUGAUAAGUGGUUGUCUGGCAGCUGUACCUAGGACAAGUAAUCACAUAUCCGUCAUUGGAUCAAGAACGAUUUUCCCGAAUGCUGACUUUGUCGUUGCGGCUACUAACUAUAUGUCAAGGCCUGUUAAUCUGGAAUUUACACUUCAUGGUCAAAACAUGUUGCGAAACAUCACAAAUAAGAUAUCUUUGCAAGGCAGACAAGCGAAAAAUGUGAAAUUUACGAUUGCAGACCUUCCGGAAGACACCUAUGCCCUGGAGAUUAAAAGUAUUCCAAUAAGAAAUCAGCCUUACUUCAGUUUUGAUAAAUCAGUCGAGUUGCUGUACCAAAACAAGACAAACACAAUAUUGAUUCAAACGGACAAACCUGUAUACAAACCGGGAGAUAAAAUCCUAUUUCGAGUUGUAGUGGUAGACAGAGAAACGAAACCUGUGAAAAAUUUAAAAUAUAUUCAAGUUGAACUACAAUCCGAAAUAGGUGAUACAAUCAGAAAGUGGCCUUAUGGUAAGCUAAACAAUGGUGUGUUUGAAUCAGAAGUACAAAUAGCUUCAUCUCCACCGAUUGGAAAUUGGACAAUUCUAGUUACAGCUGGUAACAACCAAGCUGUAAAAAUGUUCCAUGUGAAGGAGUACAUUUUGCCGAAAUUUUAUGUAAAAGCGUAUAAUCCAAAGGUGUUACUGUUGAAUGACAAGAAAAUAGAGGUUGCAAUUGAAGCAACUUAUACCUUCGGUGAACCAGUAGACGGAACGGUAGAAGUGCUUCUGUAUUUGAAACUAGAAGAUCAAACGUACAAGAAACCUGAAUUUAGUUUGAAAAGAUUAAUCAACGGUGCAACUACUGUGGAAUUCACCUUAAAUGAGGAAUUGCAACUAGAUGAAGAUAUGGACUAUAGAGCUGUGUACGCUAAUAUAACCGUAAUGGAAAGGUUCACCAAUCUUACGGUGACAAUCGAUCACGAAAUAAAAUUUUAUGAGUAUCCGUAUAAGGUAACACUGGUGUCAUCGGAAAAAAUUAUUCGACCAGGAAUUCCAUAUUCUUUCGAAAUAAAAAUACGAGAUAUAUUAGGAAAUGCUAAUCGAGGUAGAAACGAUUUCGAAUUAAUAAUGCGUUCAGGAGAUUCCGAAGUUAAACUACCUCAAAAGCUUGAUGGAUCGGGUAACUCAUUGAUAACUUAUACACCGCGGGAUUUGAUCGGUAGUUGGCUGGUUGUUGAGGUUAACUAUGAAGGAAAAUCGUAUAUCGUGACCACAAUCAAUAUUGCCAGUUCGUCAAGUCAAGAGUUUAUUCAUGUUAAUUUGAAGCCUAAGACCAGCAUCGUAGUCCAUAAAAAGGUAGAAUUCCAAGUGACCUGCACUGUACCUAUGACGAUGUUUUCUUAUGUGAUAAUUUCUAAAGGUCUCGUUGUCGAUGCCAAUGCGUUUCAAAAUGUAAAUGUCAAAAGUAAAAAAUUCUAUGUUCAACUGAAGCCUCAAAUGGUUCCUAAGGCUAAAAUUAUAGUAUCGUACAUUCACAACGAUUCUAUAAUUUUUGAUGACGCAGAACUGAUAUUUGACAACUUCGAUAACAAAUUGACAUUGCGCCCAGACCGUGAAAAAUAUGAGCCAGGCCAAGAGUUUGAUCUGACAGCAUUCAGCUCUCAUCAUUCAUACAUAGCGUUUCAAGCAAUUGACCAGAGUGCCCUAUUACUAGGAUAUGAUGGUCAUGACUUAACUAAAGAAGACCUCAUCAACGAUUUGGACCAAUAUGAAGUAAAAGAUGAUUAUGGUUUUAAUAACUUUGGGCUUCUAGGUCUUUUCAUGGUUUCAAAUGCUAAAGAGGAAGAUACUGCUAGCUCCAGAAACUCUUUAUCGCGCCUUGGUAAUGUUAUUAGAAAUCCAAAUAGUGUCAUUCAGAUAAGAACCAGAUUCAUGGAGUCUUGGCUAUGGAAAAACGAAAUUUUGGAUGGUAGAACGACUCAAAAAUACAUAAGAAGCACCGUUCCAGAUACUAUUACUUCGUGGUUCAUCUCAGGAUUUGCACUCAGCCCGUCACUUGGAAUGGGGUUCAUAGAUAAACCCGUUAAAAUAAUGGUUACGAAGGCUUUCUACAUCGUAGCCAAUCUACCUUACUCCAUUAAGCGUGACGAAACCGUGAUGGUCCAAGUGACGGUUUUCAAUUUUCUUGGCACUAAUCGUACGGUGGAUGUGACACUUUUUAGCAAACAAGGAGAGAUAGAAUUUAAUGAAAGAGAAUACAAAAAUGCAACCAAACGUAAGAAGACAUUCAUAUCUCAUGCCAACAUCGGCACACCUGUAUACUUCUUUAUAAGAGCAAAAAAAAUCGGUGAAAUAGCUCUCAGAAUUGAAGCUACUACUAAUAAUGACGCCGAUGCAUUAGAGCACAUACUAAGAGUAACACCCGAAAGCCUCGAGUUUGUAAAAAACAUAGUUCGCUUCAUUGAACUGCCUAAACACAACAAGCAAGGACCGUUCAAUAUCACUAUUGGUAUACCGAGUGAUUGCGAUGAAGGAUCUGCUAAGAUUAUGUUUCAUUUAGACGAAAAUAUUUUAGGACAGGCUAUCAAAAACUUGGAUGCUUUGCUAACACUACCCACGGGAUGUGGAGAGCAAAAUAUGAUAAAAUUUGUGCCCAAUGUAGUUAUUCUAGAUUAUCUAUCUGAAACGCAAACCAUCAACGAAGAGAUUAAGACAAGAGCAAUAAAUUAUUUAACACAAGGCUACCAAAACCAACUCAAAUUCAAACGUUCUGAUGGAACAUUUAGCUUUUGGAGUGACACUAAUGAAAAGGGAAGCACAUUCCUGACAGCAUUCGUAGCUAAAUCGUUUUGUAUGGCUGCCAAAUACAUCGAUAUUGACAAAAAUGUGGUGAAAGAAGCUUUUAAUUGGCUAGCCAAUAUUCAAAAGAAGGAUGGGCGUUUCGAAGAAAUUGGAAACAUGACGAUGAAGGAAUUACAAGUUGGACUACAAGAUUCCAGAUAUGCGCUCACAUCAUUUGUGUUAAUAGCAUUUUUGGAAAAUCCAGAAACAAAAACAAAACAUACAGCAGUAGUAAACAAAGCUAUAAACUUUUUGCUAUCCCACCUUGAGAACAUGACAGACGUUUACGAUUUAUCAAUGACAACUUAUGCACUUUAUCUUAACUCACACGAAAGGAGAAGAGAGGUUUUGAAUAUACUGAUUGAUAAAUCUGAAUUUGAUUAUCCUAACACUCGACGUUAUUGGACAAAGCAGUCAGUCGCAGUAGAAGUAGCUGGCUAUGCGCUCCUAUCGUACAUCGAAGCUGAAUUAUAUACAGAUGCUAUUGCAAUCUUCAGAUAUUUGAACAGCCGAAGAUCUGCGCGGGGAGCUUUCGAUGGUACUCAGGCCACAUUCGUGGGUUUGAAGGCUCUAGCUAAAUAUACUUCUUAUGUAUUUGCCCAAAAGAAUGACUAUCGAGUAAGGGUUCAUCACAAACCAGAUAAAUUACACGAAUUUCACAGCAGAGGCAGUAUUUCGUUCAACGUUCAUGAACUGGAGAUUCCAAGUCAUGUUCGUGACGUAAGUGUAACCGUUGAAGGAAAAGGUUUCGGGGUUUUUCAAUUUUCCUACCAGUAUUACCGAAACAUCAAAACCAUCAAAGAGAGAUUCAAAUUGAAUGCUACAGUUUUGUCAUCGUCAACAUAUGAAGUGCAAAAAUUGCGAAUUUGCGUAAGUUUUAAACCAGCGAAAGUAGGGGAAUUAUCAGACAUGGCUGUUGUAGAGGUUUUCUUCCCCAGUGGAAUGCUCGUCGAUAUAAAUUCCGUCAAAGAUCACUCGAAUAGAAUCAAGAACAAGGAGUUGAGAUUUUCAGACACAUCACUCGUCGUGUAUUACGAAAACAUGGGUACUGAGAAUAAUUGUUUCCAUGUCACAUCCUACCGGAGAUACAAGGUGACAAUGCUCAGACCUGCGAUGGUUAAGGUUUAUGAUUACUACAACACAGAUCGGUUGGCUAUUGUUCAAUACGAAGGGAAAACGGCAGAACUAUGUGAUAUUUGCAGAGAUGAAGAUUGUAAAGCUAUGUCAUGCUCAUAAAGAUUCUCGCAAAGGCUUACUCAUCCAAUCAAUUAUUGAAAUAUCUUCGCAUUAA
Molecule: messenger RNA, 4225 nt
Organism: Uranotaenia lowii
Lineage: Eukaryota; Metazoa; Arthropoda; Insecta; Diptera; Culicidae
Product: thioester-containing protein 1 allele S3-like
Exons: 14
Coding region: 79-4170 (1363 amino acids)
Cellular component (GO): extracellular region
Molecular function (GO): endopeptidase inhibitor activity
Source: RefSeq, a predicted model, not a curated record